Anopheles funestus (African malaria mosquito) is the source of this 1097-nucleotide messenger RNA. RefSeq lists its product as uncharacterized. The record is from RefSeq and is a predicted model, not a curated record. Bases 572 to 1096 code for a protein of 174 amino acids. The transcript is spliced from 4 exons. NCBI's taxonomy places the organism in Eukaryota, Metazoa, Arthropoda, Insecta, Diptera, Culicidae.
CGCAUCCAAAGCCGGCGACUCCAAGCGUGCGAAUCAUCAGCAUCGUCAUCAUCAUCAACAUCACCAACAUGAUCCACUACUGAACCGCUGAAUGAUGAUGGAAAACCCAAACACUCCCCACCUUCCUGGGCCACAAACCAACGAACCAUUGUUGAUGCGCAUACAAAAUUCGAGUGUGUUGCGUUUUGCGUUAGAUAAUCGGACACCGGCUGGCCUCCAGUGAGUUGGGCACCUGGGCCACUGUGCUCUCCUUCUCCACGCCGUUAGCUAAUAUUUGUCGCUAUUUUUUUUUUUCGUUUCUUCGCCCUGUGCCUUGCGUUGAAGAUUUUGGGGAAACAAAUCCGAAGAGGUGGAAAUUUUUGGGCCUCAAGCAAAGCGAUGGCGAGAUGCGUUCGGGUAGGGCACGAUCGGAGAUGUCCAACACGUCAGUUCUCUCAGCUCGAUCGAUCGGAUCGGUUUUAAGUUUUGAGGUUAAAGUGUCGUUUCGUUAGGUGGUUUGUUGUUUCGACGUUUCGAAAUUUUUUAAUUAAUUUGUUACUCAUUUAAACAUUCACGGAAGUGUGUCUGCGUGAUGGAGGUUCUUUCCCAAACGAGCGUGUUUUUAGUGAUCUUCAUUUUGACGCUCGUAAACGAUCUUCAAUGUUUGCCCUUACCUGUCCAUAACUCAGACGAGGUACAGGCAAAAAUUAAAGCUGACCGUGAGCUGCUGAAUACAGUGACUUACGUCGGAAACAACAAGGUGUACGGAUUGUUGUCCAACGAACAACCUGCAAUGCGUGAAGCAAAACUAGAGAAAGAAGACCUUGAUUCCAGCAUACUGACAAAGUUGGAAAAUGUACAGAAGAAAUUCGUCGACAAGGGCAAUGUUCCAGCGCUAGUGGAUCAAACACAACAGAAAGAUUAUUUUGGAAACGACGUUAAAGAUGAACCACUGUACAGAGGUUUCGUUGGAAUAGUCGAACAGUUGUCCAAUGUCUUCAAUGCCAUUGUUGAGAAAGUACCUAAGGGAGCAGUGGUAAAUCUAAACAAAAGUGUCCUAAACCGUCUCAAUCAAAUCGGUGCCGUACUGGUGGGUCUCGAGGAUGCGAAAAAGUAAC